GAAAUAUAUGGCCAGGCCGGUGAUAUUAGUCACCCUUUCUCUCUCUUCAUCGUAGAAGAAACUCCUCUCUCUCUCUCUCUCUCUCUAAACCCCUACGAAAUAAAAUUGUUCCCCGUACAAAUCUCUCCUUCCCACGCAGAACUCUCUGAAAAAAAUGGCUUUGCAGAAUCAAACGACGACGAUCGCAAUGCUCAUAUUCUUCGCAUCAUUAUCUCCCAACACAGCGGACGAAAAUUCCCAAUCCUCCCCGGCGGCGUCGUUUUACGACGUCCUCAGCUCCAACGGUCUGCCAAUUGGCCUCUUCCCCAAGGGCAUCUCCGAUUUCUCAAUCGACCCUACCUCCGGCGCCUUCCGCCUCCGCUUGCUCUCCUCUCCUUCCCCCUGCGACGCCAACUUCGAGACGCGCGUGAGGUACGAGCGCGACAUCUCCGGCAGCGUGAAUUACGGGAGGAUCGCUAAUUUGUCGGGGGUUUCCACCCAGGAGCUGUUUCUGUGGCUCCCCGUGAAAGGCGUGCAGGUCGAUAUUCCGAGCUCCGGUUUGAUUUACUUCGACGUCGGCGUGGUUUCGAAGCAGUUUUCGCUGUCCUAUUUCGAGACGCCCAAGGAAUGCAACGCCGUGGAGGAUGCCGAUGGUGAUGCUGGUGGCGGAAACGACGUCGUUUUGCUUGAUGAUGGCCGUGUUCGGAUUGCUGAGAGUCAAUCGGGAGAAUUUGUGAGGACACGUUUUACGAACCAAGAACCGAGAGCUGUUUCGUGAGUAUCAAACAAAAUAAUCUGAUACAUUUGAUUGCCGGCCCUUCCCUCAUAUAUAUCGGGGCAAAUGUUGUAAUUGUGUAAACGAC
Erythranthe guttata (spotted monkey flower) is the source of this 842-nucleotide messenger RNA. RefSeq lists its product as uncharacterized. Lineage: Eukaryota; Viridiplantae; Streptophyta; Magnoliopsida; Lamiales; Phrymaceae. The record is from RefSeq and is a predicted model, not a curated record.